AUGCGUUUUUCCAGCAUUGCUGUAGGCAUAGCCAGUGUCCUUGGACACCUGGCUACUGCUUCGCCUGCCAAAGAACUUGCAGAACGUUCCUCUGAAGCUGCGAAUUCCUACCUGGUCAAGGAGGGACUGUUCUCCUAUGAGAGCAUCCUCAAAGCCCUUGGGAACACUGGCAGCAAUGCUCCAGGCACAGCGGCUGGAUUACUCAUUGCGAGCCCUAAUACAGAGAAUCCAGACUAUUUCUUCUCAUGGACGCGUGACACGGCAUUAACUUUCAAAGGACUUGUUGAUAUCUUUGUUGAGGGCAACAAGUUCCUCGGUGUCAAUUUCGACACCCUUGAAAACCACAUUCAGGACUAUAUCUCUUCCCAGGCCGUCUUGCAGAACGUAUCCAACCCGUCUGGCAGGCUUUCUGAUGGGUCUGGCCUCGGCGAGCCCAAGUUUGAGGUUAAUUUCAACCCAUACUCCGGCGGAUGGGGCAGACCCCAGCGCGAUGGUCCUGCUCUUCGUGCCAUUGCCAUGUUGACCUACAUGCGCCAUCUGAUCCAGCAAGGAAAGCAAUCUGUUGCUUCCAACCUCAUCUGGCCCGUUGUUGCCAACGACCUCGCCUAUGUCGCUCAAUACUGGAAUCACACCGGGUUCGACCUUUGGGAAGAAAUUGACGGCUCUUCCUUCUUUACGACUGCCGUUCAGCACCGAGCUAUGGUUGAAGGCAGUGCGGUAGCUCAGGCUCUUGGGAAGGCGCACGGGGCGUACGACUCGGUCGCUCCACAGAUUCUCUGCUUCCUGCAGAGUUACUGGAACGGGAGCGUUAUUGUCUCGAACAUUAACGUCGAUAAUGGCCGCUCGGGCAUCGAUCUCAACUCGGUCCUCACCAGCAUUCAUACCUUUGAUCCUGCGGCUGGUUGCGAUGAUUCGACCUUCCAACCCUGCUCGUCUAGAGCUUUGGCAAACCAUAAGGUCUAUGUGGACGCUUUCCGCUCUAUCUACGGUAUCAACGCUGGUCUUGGCCCUGGAAAGGCUGCAAAUGUAGGCCGUUACCCCGAGGAUGUUUACCAGGGAGGGAACCCAUGGUACCUUGCAACCCUUGCAGCAGCGGAGCAGUUGUACGAUGCCCUCUACCAGUGGCAGAAACAAGGUUAUCUGACCGUCACACAAACCUCCCUCGCGUUCUUCCGGGACUUCUCGUCGACUGUCAAGCCAGGCACUUACAAGUCCAACGACCCCACUUACAAAUCUCUGACCGAGGACAUUCGCACCUACGCUGAUAACUUUGUCUUCCUUGUCGAGCAAUACACCCCAAGCAACGGCUCGUUGGCUGAGCAGUAUGACCGCAACAGCGGCGUUCCUCUCUCGGCCAAUGAUCUCACCUGGUCCUUUGCAGCCUUUCUCUCUGCGCUUCAGCGCCGCCUCUCCAUUAUGCCGGGCUCGUGGGGCUCGUCAUCUGCCAAUACUGUUCCUACUACCUGCAGCACAACUACCAUUACAGGCACCUACAGUGCUGUGGCGCCUCCAUUCCCUACCUCUACCGCUCAUUGCGUCACCGCUGUGACCGUUCCUGUUACCUUCUGGUUGAUCGAGAACACCUAUUGGGGCGAGAAUGUGUACAUGACCGGUAACGUCAGCGCUCUCGGCAACUGGAACACGAGCGCGGGCUAUAGUCUGAAUGCCGGUCUCUACACCUCCAGUGAGAAUAUUUGGUUUGCCACAGUCAAGGGACUUGCGCCGGGUAUUACCAUCGAGUACAAGUUCUACAAGACUGAGCCUGAUAACUCUGUGACUUGGGAGGGUGGAAGCAAUCGGGUGUACACGGUCCCUACGGGAUGUCCUGUAGCGCCUCAGGUCAAUGCUGUUUGGCAGUCUUAA
Aspergillus pseudoviridinutans is the source of this 1863-nucleotide messenger RNA. Its product is annotated as putative glucan 1,4-alpha-glucosidase. Gene Ontology annotation, biological process: polysaccharide catabolic process. The transcript has 3 exons. Gene Ontology annotation, molecular function: glucan 1,4-alpha-glucosidase activity; starch binding. Gene Ontology annotation, cellular component: fungal-type vacuole. The coding region runs from base 1 to 1863 and encodes 620 amino acids. The record is from RefSeq and is a predicted model, not a curated record. Lineage: Eukaryota; Fungi; Ascomycota; Eurotiomycetes; Eurotiales; Aspergillaceae.